AUGAUUCAAGUGCCCUCAGCAUCUCAAACGUCGGAGGUCAUGUCGUCCGGCACGACAAACUUCGUGUACAAACCCCUGAGCCAGGAUGAGAUUCGAGUAUUGCUCCUCCUCCCCGGUGACCUUGGCAGCCCUCUCCGUGCUCAGAUCACACACCGGCAUUUCGAUCCGUCAGUCUCUCCUCCAGAGUAUGAAGCAAUGUCCUAUGUCUGGGGAGAGUUGGGAGAAACAGCCACUUUGCACAUCUUGAACGACGAUUUGAAUGAUAUCGGCACGAUCCAGAUCCGACAGAAUCUAGCGUCGGCUCUCAGGCAUAUCCGUCAUCACACCAAUGAUGGACACAUGUUACAAACCCGUAGUCUCUGGUGCGAUGCGGUAUGCAUCAAUCAGAGCAACCUCACUGAGCGGGCAGCUCAGGUACAGCGUAUGGGCGCCAUCUACCGCCACGCUCACGCUGAAGACGAAGAUGUGCCUCGAGCGAUGAACAUCCUAAGAAACUUCGCCCCAGACUUUGACCGACAACUCACUGUAGCCGACUGGCGGUCCUUGAUCACCCUCCUCGCCGAUGCCUGGUUCAGGAGGGUGUGGAUUCGCCAAGAAAUCUGGCUAGCCAACAACUCAGCUCUCUUCCAGAGCGGCGACUGCGAGCUCAGCUGGGAUGGGUUCUGCAACGGCUUGAAGCACCUGCGAAGUUACACCGUGGACCACCAACCUGCCCUUGACGAAGAGUCGCAGGGCUACUUUCGAGAGAUCCUGGAAACAGCCUGCGAUGUGGCUCUCUCCAAGCCCAGAGUCAACUCUUUCCUGUACAUGCUCGUCAUGACUCGGCAUUGCGAGUGCGAGGACGAACGAGACAGGGUGUAUGGUCUCCUCGGCCUACAGGACUUGCUCCAAAUCCACCCAGACUACUCCGAGACGAAGAGCGCCAGGGAUGUCUACUUCGACUAUACGGAGAACUAUCUGAGGACAGUUUCGAUCGCCAACAUCCUCUCCAUGUGCGAGAUGGCGGAUAACCCGAGCUGGGUACCCGACCUCACGGUCCCGGUGCCUUCGCUUGGUGUCUACGGCAUCGGCUCAGCCAGCAGCAAUACCAAGACAGUGUACAGCAUCUCAGCUGAUCGAAAGCUGACAAUUGCGGUGACGCACGUUGGGACUAUUGCUCGAAAGACGUCUUCGAUGCCCCCUCGACCCAGCCUGAAGGAUGUGCAAAGAACAUUUGCGUCCUGGGUGGCUGAUUCAUUCCCACAGGGUAUCCAAGCUCACGAUGGCGCUACAGUCGACGACAUGGUUGCCACCAUUGCGCGUGGCCAUCUCAAGGAGGACAUUGCCUUCGACGACACCAGCUUGGAACUCUGGCAGCUGAGGGACAUCCUCCUCAGCGGUGUUCCGGGGCAUUCGCCACAACAGUCAUCAGACCUCGAAGUUGCUUCCCGGUCUCGCGCUGUGGACCUGUUAUCCAAGAGCAUGACAGGUAUGCAGCUUGCGAGAACCACAUCAGGCAAGUUCGCCCUAGGUACCGGCGCAGCUCGCCAGGGUGACGAGAUCUUCGUGGUUCUGGGGUGCAACAUGCCCAUCAUCAUGAGGCCUGUCGGCAAUUCGAAGUACAGGAUUGUCGGGGCAUGUUUUAUGCACAGUCUUAUGCGCUUUGAGGGGCUUCUCGGACCGCUGCCAGAGGGGUGGAAGAUGAUCUACAAGACCUUCAGCAGACCGGUCUUCGUCCACCCCAGCGGCAUGAUCACGAUCAAUGAUCCGCAGCUAGAAGAGCUGCCUGAUGGUUGGGAUCAGAAGUCAGAACAAACGGGGAGGCUGCUGUGGAGAUAUGGCGGGGAGGGCGAUUGGGAGUGGUUUGAUCCGAGAAUGGCGCCCGACCGUCUGAGGGCUCGAGGGUCAAGGCUCGUAGACUUGACGAUUGUCUAA
Molecule: messenger RNA, 1914 nt
Organism: Colletotrichum gloeosporioides
Lineage: Eukaryota; Fungi; Ascomycota; Sordariomycetes; Glomerellales; Glomerellaceae
Exons: 2
Coding region: 1-1914 (637 amino acids)
Molecular function (GO): protein binding
Source: RefSeq, a predicted model, not a curated record